AUAUGUACAAGAGAUGACAAGCUAAUACCUGACAAAAACAGCAAACACAGACUGAAGUCACCAUGAGGAAGUGACACGUCACUCAUCACAGGAAGUAGAGGCUGAAUUCAUCUUUAAGAAUAAACCACCUCACAGACUUUGACAGUUGAGAGUCUGAGAACAAGAGACUGACAAAGUAGGAGAGAGACAGAGAAACAUGAUGGCUGAAUUCACAUGGAUUCAAAUGUCUUUAUUUCUGAUCCUGGUGCUUCAGUUUACAGCAGCAAAUGGACAAAACCCUUCAGUCUUCACUGUCAGAGUUGGAGAUGAAGUCACUUUACCUUGUGAAAAUGUGAGAGAUGAUCAGGAUCAAUGUGACAGAACUACCUGGAUCUUCACUGGUUCAGGAAGCAGAUCAUCAGUACCUCUGUUUGAACUUGGGAAGAUUCAUAAAGACGCCAAAUCUAAAUCAGACAGACUGAGUGUCACAGAGAACUGUUCUCUGGUUAUAAAGAAGGUCACAGUUGAGAAUGCUGGUUAUUACAACUGCAGACAGUUUUACAGAUCAGGACAACAACAAGGUCCAGAGGCUCCUGUUGAACUGUCUGUUGUUACCAAGACUGAACAUGAGGACGAUGAUAAGAUCAUCUUGACCUGCUCUGUGUUUCCAUAUGGAGGCUGUAAAUACACAGUAGAGUGGCUGAAGGAUGAUUUCACAGUAAUGGAGACAUCACAUCAUUCCUGUUCAGCCUCUGUGAACAUUAAAACAUCUCACCUGACUGAGAUUCAGAAUUACAAUGCAUUAAAGUGUAAAGUGACAGAUAGAGACACUGGAAAAGCAGAACAUUUUAUCUUCAGCCUUCAGACCUCAAAGGAGAAAACAGAUCCAACAACAACAACAACUACUGCUACUACUACUACUACUACUGCUACUACUACUACUGCUACUACUACUACUACUACUACUGCUACUACUACUGCUGCUACAGCACCAACAACAACAGCCACAGCAGCAACCAUGAGAGAGAGAACAUCAGAAGGGACAAAUAAAAAAACCUCCACAAACGUUAACCCAACAAAACCACAAGGUGAGGAUGGAAGUGGAGUGAGAACAACAAUCAAACCAGGGACAUCAGGAGGAAAAAACAACACAACAUCUGCAAACAACAAUCCACAACCACAAGGUUGGUGGUGGUGGUGGCUCAUCAUUGUAGCUGGAGGUUUAGCAGCACUCAUAAUAUCUGUUGUUGUGUUCGUCAGAUGGAAGAAAACUAGAGGGAACCAAAGACAGACGGAUGGAAACAUGACUGAUCCUGAACGUGGUGUUUCCUACGCCUCCAUCAGCUACACCAAGAAGACCAAGAGUAAAGCUCGGGUUCAGGGUGAUGAUGGUGAAGGUGGUGCAGUGACCUACAGCACUGUGAAAGCCUCCUCCUCUUCUGCUGGAGCCUCCAUUGAUCUCAGCAACCUCUAUGCUACCAUCAAGUAACCAAACAAAUAACAUGUUACUUAUUAAAUGCAACAUGUUAUUUUUAUAACAACUGCAUGAUUGUUUAGCUCAUAGAUUUAAAAUGUUAAGAGUUAUGAUGAGGAUGAUCUUAAUAGUUUCUCAUAUUGUUUCUUUUCUUGGCUUAGUUUUGGUAAAAUAACGACACAGUUACAAAAUGUUAAAUCAAUACAUUAUAACUGGCUGAUAACUGAUGUCCAUUACAGUGGACACAGGGUCUGAAUCUUAUUCAAUGUUUAACAGUAUCAGCUGUAUGAGACAUGAAGUCAUUGAGAGAGUUGAGACGCCAUCUAGAGGUGAACAGU
Molecule: messenger RNA, 1791 nt
Organism: Lates calcarifer (barramundi perch)
Lineage: Eukaryota; Metazoa; Chordata; Actinopteri; Centropomidae
Exons: 9
Coding region: 197-1468 (423 amino acids)
Biological process (GO): T cell activation; interleukin-15-mediated signaling pathway; positive regulation of ERK1 and ERK2 cascade
Cellular component (GO): external side of plasma membrane; membrane raft
Molecular function (GO): MHC class II protein binding; protein tyrosine kinase binding
Source: RefSeq, a predicted model, not a curated record